This is a messenger RNA of Papilio machaon (common yellow swallowtail), 2554 nucleotides long. It is a transcript of the gene jumu, whose product is annotated as forkhead box protein P1. The transcript has 9 exons. NCBI's taxonomy places the organism in Eukaryota, Metazoa, Arthropoda, Insecta, Lepidoptera, Papilionidae. Gene Ontology annotation, molecular function: transcription cis-regulatory region binding; DNA-binding transcription factor activity, RNA polymerase II-specific. Gene Ontology annotation, biological process: regulation of transcription by RNA polymerase II. The coding region runs from base 95 to 1918 and encodes 607 amino acids. The record is from RefSeq and is a predicted model, not a curated record.
UCUUUGUAUACCUUUUAGCAUAAUAGUAAAACAGAUUGUAGUCUAUGGAGUGAGUGGUGUUAUAUUUGUCAAUUUCAUGACGGGAAAAUCGUAAAUGUGUGAAAUUUGGGAUUAUUCCAUUGAGCAUAAGGAUAUUUAUGUGAAUAAAUAUUCGGCCUGCUUAGACAUGGAUCUAUACAUAACAGAUUCACUCCAAGACAUGCUGGACAUGGAUAUUAAGAAUGAAAUAGCAACAGAUUUAAGCAGCAUCACAGAUUUUCCUGAUUCUCUAGGAUUAAACUUCUCAGAACUACCACCGUUGUUAGACAUGGACACCGACAAUUCAGUAACAUGGCUCAACAACUCCUCUAGUUUCGUUCAUAAUUUAGAUUUAUAUGGUUCGGAGGCGAACGCUGUGAUGGUCAAUCCGAACUCUGUGAUGCCUUCUACAUUCGCGGAGACACCAGUCAAGAACAUCGUCAAAGAAGAAGCAUCAAACCUCCUGCUGACAUCGGCGGCGAGCAGCGAGACGAACAGCAACGCGUUACUUGCGAGCCCUAAAGAAGAAAAAAGUCAUCUAACCUUCUCACCCAACACAAUUAAAGUAACCAAAGUACAAGAGGUCGAGGAAACGAAAAGCAAACCUUUAGAAGAAGCUACACAAAUGUUGAUAUACAUACGGAAACAAGAUAAGAAUGUUGUCAAAGAUUUACUUAAAGAUUUAGACGUCGAUAGCACUAAGAAUAAAAUAUCAACGAUCAGCUCACCUACGACGGUGCGCAUAAAGACGUCGCAACCAGAACUGAUAAAACUGAACAGCAAGAACUGUUCAAUAUUAAAUACUAGUCAAAAAAAGUCGCAGCACAUCGGCGCUAAAACAAUAAUAUCCGGAAAUAUACAUAUACUUGAUGCACAGCAAUCUAGGACAAUUCUCGCGAACAGUAAUAAAAAUCAAGCGACCAUCUUGAUAGAUAAUUCUUCAUUAGGAAACAGUAGACAAAUUAUAAAGACGUCUGUAAACGGUUCGUUCAAAGUUGACAACAGUCAAGCUAAGCUUUUAAAUAGUAACGGCAAAGCUACAGUGGGAGAAUUUCCGAAGCCCGCUUACUCCUAUUCUUGUUUAAUAGCUAUGGCUCUGAAGAAUUCGCGAACAGGAAGCUUGCCAGUCUCGGAAAUUUAUAAUUUCAUGUGUCAACAUUUCCCAUAUUUCAAAACUGCGCCAAGUGGAUGGAAGAAUUCUGUGCGACACAAUCUCAGUUUGAAUAAGUGUUUUGAAAAAAUUGAAAAGCCUUCAACUAAUGGAAGUCAAAGAAAAGGUUGUUUAUGGGCUAUGAAUCCAUCGAAAGUUGGAAAAAUGGACGAAGAGGUUUUGAAAUGGUCAAGAAAAGAUCCGCAAGCUAUUAAAAACGCUAUGGUUUAUCCAGAUAGUCUAGAAGCUUUAGAGCGCGGCGAGAUGAAGUACAGCGGGUUCGCGAGCGACACUGAGGCGGAGGAUGACGUGGACCCCGACGCAGACGUCGAGCUGGACGCGGACCUCGAGAUAGACCCCGAGGUCAAAGACGAAGUCGAAGAGGAGGAGACCAUCAUUGAACAAGAGGCAUCUGACCAAGAGUUGGAAGUAGAGGAGGUGGUGGCAGGCACAGGCAUGGUGGGUGGCACAUACCGCUUGCUGGCCACCGGGCCUUCCUCUCUCGCAUCAUACAUCACCGAUGUAGACUCCAGCGAUGAAGUCAGUGACAUUGAAGUAUUGGACCAGUCCUACGAAGAAUUCGAUAUAGAUGUGUCGAAACCAGUGAAACUCGACCUCUCCAUGACGGAAGAUUACUCAAUACAUACAGCUAAGAGGGCAAAGACGAAUUACAUCUAUCAACCGGUGUCUACCACCACACAUACGAGCAGACGGAAAACUCCGCUUGUGAAUCGAGUAGCUCUCAUCUAAACACGAGCGAUGUCAGAUGCAAUACUAGUGCAGGAAGUCAAUGUUAUAGUGCAUACAGUGAACAUUAACUCUUUUAUUCUUAAACUCGAGUGAAGUAGUUAUCUAGACGUGAGUGUGUGUGACUGUGUUGAAGAAAAAAGUGAUAGUCUGUACCAGAUAAGUGUAUUUACCAUGUUUUUACAUGCCAAACACUUGUUACAUAUCGUUCACUGUAAAAUAAGUGUAUUAUUUAAGUUAGGCAUGUACUUCACUCUCACAGUCGAGUACAAGAUAGUUUCCGUUUAGUUUUUAGUUGGUUGUUUUUCUUUCAGCCAUACACUGUCAGUACAAAUGUAUCGCUGCUGACUUCACACAUUUAUGUCGAAGAAUGUUCCAGAAGGAAUUUAAUUUUUUUUUAUACAAAAUAGUAUGGAUAAUGGUUGUGUUUAAUCUCUUUUGAAAUGGAGAUAUGACAUAUAAUGUCUGUAUUCAGCGGCAAACGGCAGAGCGGGUAUGUUUAUGAAAUCCCACCGCUUGUAUAUAUACAUAUAUGUAUUACACACAUGCUUUUUAUAUAUUACACUGGCAGCUACCUAAAGAAUCUCUUUGCAAAUUUCUAAACAUUACAAUUAAUGCAAAUUAUAAAUAAUCUUUAGU